Xenia sp. Carnegie-2017 is the source of this 933-nucleotide messenger RNA. Its product is annotated as branched-chain-amino-acid aminotransferase, cytosolic-like. Gene Ontology annotation, biological process: L-leucine biosynthetic process; L-valine biosynthetic process. Gene Ontology annotation, molecular function: branched-chain-amino-acid:2-oxoglutarate transaminase activity. Bases 1 to 933 code for a protein of 310 amino acids. Gene Ontology annotation, cellular component: mitochondrion. Lineage: Eukaryota; Metazoa; Cnidaria; Anthozoa; Malacalcyonacea; Xeniidae. The transcript is spliced from 10 exons. The record is from RefSeq and is a predicted model, not a curated record.
AUGGCAGGUUUUGAGGGCAUGAAAGCAUAUUUUGGCUCAUAUGAUGGCCAGAUAAGAUUAUUUCGACCCAUGGAGAAUGUGAAGAGGUUACAAAGAACAGCAGAAAGACUGUGUCUACCUAGCUUUGAUGGCGAGGAAUUUAUCAAAUGCAUGGUCGAGUUGGUAAAACUCGAUAAAGACUGGGCUCCAAAAGAAGAAAACUGUUCCAUGUACAUAAGACCAACAUUUAUUGGAACUGGGCCAACACUUGGUGUUAACAAACCAAAAGAAGCGUUGCUAUACUGCAUUUUAUCUCCUGUUGGUCCAUAUUUUAAAACAGGCUCGUUUAAUCCAGUCACUUUAAUGGCCGAUGCGACAUACGUUCGUUCUUGGCAUGGUGGCUGUGGAGACUGCAAAAUGGGAGGAAAUUAUGCUCCGUCGUUAUACGUCCAAGACAAAGCACAUAAGAAAAAAUGUGAGCAGGUUCUCUGGCUUUAUGGUGAAGAUGAACAAAUAACUGAAGUUGGCACCAUGAAUAUAUUUCUUUUUAUUGAAAAUGAAAAUGGCGUGGCCAUCUUAAAGCAGUUUUUGUCAUUUUUUAAAAUAUGCAAGAUGUACCAUAACACCUAUUUAGAAGAUGAACUGAUCUCUCCUCCUUUGGACGGUCUAAUAUUACCUGGAGUGACACGAAAGUCGAUGAUUGAACUGGCGCACAAGUGGGUGAAAGAAAUAUUUGGCGCUGGUACGGCUUGCGUCGUAUGUCCUGUCAAAGAUAUACUUUAUAAAGAUGAGAUGCUUCAUAUACCAACAAUGGAAAAUGGUCCAAAGAUCGCCAGACGGUUUUACAAGGAACUUACUGAUAUUCAGUAUGGAAAAGUUUCCAGUCCAUGGGCAAAUGUUGUAAAUGAUUCAUCUGAUGAGAACGAAAAUUUACAAGCUAUGAGUCUAAAUUAG